Cucurbita maxima (winter squash) is the source of this 1315-nucleotide messenger RNA. Its product is annotated as cysteine synthase-like. Gene Ontology annotation, molecular function: cysteine synthase activity. The transcript has 11 exons. NCBI's taxonomy places the organism in Eukaryota, Viridiplantae, Streptophyta, Magnoliopsida, Cucurbitales, Cucurbitaceae. Gene Ontology annotation, cellular component: cytoplasm. The record is from RefSeq and is a predicted model, not a curated record. The coding region runs from base 196 to 1173 and encodes 325 amino acids.
GGCAUUUCGUCUACCGGUGAGAGUUUCGAGCUCGAUUACCUGUCAUUUUCAUAUUAUUUUCAUCGGUUUCUAUCCAUUUUCAUCAGUAUUGUUGUUUUCGAGCAACUUCUGGGAAUUGGAUCAUCAUUUUACUGUGGAAAUCAUCAACAUCUCGACUGUUUCUUGUGAAAAAUCUCUCUCGGUUUGUUGCUCAAAAUGGUUGAUGCAAAAUCUUCAAUAGCUAAAGAUGUUACUGAACUGAUCGGUAAAACACCGCUUGUAUAUCUCAACCGUGUUGUUGAUGGCUGCGUGGCCCGGGUUGCUGCCAAGUUGGAGAUGAUGGAGCCCUGCUCCAGUGUCAAAGAUAGGAUUGGAUAUAGCAUGAUUUCAGAUGCAGAGGAAAAUGGUCUUAUCACUCCGGGGAAGAGUGCCUUGAUUGAACCUACCAGUGGUAAUACUGGUAUAGGCUUGGCUUUCAUUGCUGCUGCCAAGGGUUACAAACUUAUAAUCACCAUGCCUGCCUCAAUGAGUCUCGAAAGAAGAAUCAUUCUUCGAGCUUUUGGAGCUGAACUGAUUCUCACAGAUCCAGCUCGAGGGAUGAAAGGAGCCGUUCAGAAGGCCGAAGAAAUAAAAGCAAAGACGCCAGAUUCAUACAUCCUUCAGCAAUUUGAAAACCCUGCUAACCCAAAGAUCCACUAUGAGACUACUGGUCCAGAAAUCUGGAGUGGUUCAGGUGGGAAGGUCGAUGCACUCGUCUCUGGUAUAGGGACCGGAGGUACAAUAACCGGUGCAGGGAGGUAUCUCAAAGAACAAAAUCCUUCUAUUAAGUUAUAUGGUGUAGAACCAGUUGAAAGUGCAAUUCUAUCCGGAGGAAAGCCCGGCCCACAUAAAAUCCAAGGAAUAGGGGCAGGCUUCAUCCCUGGAGUUUUGGAUGUCCCUCUGCUGGAUGAAGUUGUUCAAGUAUCAAGUGAAGAAGCCAUCGAAACUGCAAAGCAGCUUGCAUUGAAAGAAGGUCUACUGGUUGGUAUAUCAUCCGGUGCUGCCGCGGCCGCUGCAAUUAAGGUUGCAAAGAGACCAGAAAAUGCUGGAAAGCUUAUUGUUGUGAUCUUCCCGAGCUUUGGGGAACGAUACCUCUCAACCGUGUUGUUCGAGUCUGUGAAACAAGAGACCGAGAAUAUGGUUUUCGAGCCAUGAGAGUUUACGCAAUGUUUCGUUGCUUCAAAUAGAUGCCACUGAGAAUAAGAACUGGCUUUUAUGUAUUGAAUGAGUAUAAUUGAUUUAGUUUUAUGUGAGAAAAUAAGAAAUUAACUCGUAGGCUUUUGGAGAAUUUCGAACC